GCAGAUCAGUUUUAGAUUCAGUAUUAUCAGUUUAUUUCCCUGCGAAGAGAUUUCCUAGUCUUUCUCUAAGGGAGAUCUAACCGUUCUUUCGGAAAGGAGAAAUCACGUGGAUACCUAAGGUCAAGGAUUAUCACCGCUAGGCUGGAAGAUCUGUAAGUUCUAUCUCAGAUCUGUUAUUAUUGUUAUAUUCGUUGUUUUGUCAUAAUCAGGGACGAUCUGUUUGGAAAAAUUUUAAACUUCCGCUGCUGUACUUUCGAGGUACGUUACAUCAAUUUCCUAACAGUGAUAUCAGAGAUUCUAAUGACAUUAUACGAAUUUAAUGUAUUUUGUGAUCAAAAUACAUAAUUGUAAAUUGUAAUAGUUCGGUAGUAUAUAUUUUGCCGUAAAUCAAUUUCGUAAUUGAAGUACGACUAUCUUAUGAAAGUUUUUAGAAAUAGAUAUCUGAAAUUAAAAACUUAUCCGCGAACAUUGUGUCGGGAGAAAACGUCGAUACCAACGCAAUGCUGGUGAUCACAAAAAACCAAUCGCAAAUUGUAUUUUUCUGAAAUUGGACUUUCGAAAUUAAGAAAUCUGGAGAAAUGCUGUCUUCGACGGAUGAUGUUAAUGCGGAGAAGAGCAGAAGACGAUUGUUGCAUAAGGCCUUCAAACAGAGAAGAAGAUUAUAUACUUUCAGCGUAUUACGUAUACUGAUUUGGAGGACUGGAGAACGGAUCGCAGCUCACGCCAUAUUUUAGAAAUUUUGAUUUUGAGUCGACUUUAGAAAUUUGACAAGCUGCUAGGGCCUUCUUGCAUAUUUGAAUUUCUAGUCCUAUACGUCUACAAGAAUGUCGUUCUUUUCUCCUUAAAGCAAGUUGGACUUUAAGUUGAUGAUGAAUUGAUGAUAUUCAUUCAUUAUCAGUUUAAUUAAUACGCAGUAGUUGAUUGCUGCAAGAGGUUUUCAUAAAGCCUAUCUUUUUGGAUUUAAGAGACUGUUUUUAAUGCAGAGUUAUUUUAAGUUGGAUUGCUUUGGAAGUCCUACUCAAUUAGGUAGAAUACUCCGUAUUUGCUAUCUACUUAGAUGAAUUAUCUUCGAGAUUUAGAAUGACUAAUUUUAACGAAUAAUAGGAGUUUUUUCCCGAAAUAAUGCUAAUUAAAUAAAUAAUUCCCAAAAUACUGCUGGGUUAAGAAUAAUUCCCAAAAUACUGCUGGGUUAACCACGGUUAAGGAAAGCCGCCACUCCAAGUGGCGGCUCUUGUAAAGCUUCACAAAAGACGCCACUCCAAGUGGCGGUUUUUGAACUGCUACUCAAAAGCCGCCACUCCAAGUGGCGGCUCAUUUAUUCGGAAAUUAAAACACUCCCCCUCGACGAACGAUUACAGAGAGCAACCCACCACCUCUCUGCAACAACCGACGAAGAAGAAGCUGCGCAACAGAGGUUACCAAUCCGGUCGGAACUCGUCCAAAAGCUACUCGAAUCGAAGGGAAAAGACUCCAUUCUGGAGUCUUUUGAUGUAGCUGCAGUUUAUAGCUGGGGUAGUGCGACUUUAGCAUACCUAUAUCGGCAGUUAUGUCGAGGUUGCCAUCGUGACGGUGGAGAGAUGGGUGGGUUUUUAUUGCUCAUACAACUAUGGUCAUGGGAGCACAUUCAUAUCGGCAGACCUGUCAUACUGCGAUAUCAUGGGGUAGAUGGUGGUCCUCUUGAUGAUGAUAUGGAUCAGCACGCUGUACUUGGGCCACAUCAUGUUCGUGGCGAGGAUCCUUUGGGUCGUAGAUGGCUAUUUGCUCAUGUCACGCGCACGUCAUCCGCUGUUGGAUUAGGAUACUACCGAGAUGCUUUAGAUCGCUUGUGUGAUGAUCAGAUGACGUGGAUGCCGUACACUGAUGAGAUUCUAGGGUUGUUGCCUCCUGUUGCCCGAGAGCACACUGAGAUAUGGCGAGCACGUGUGCCCUUGAUAUGUUUUGAUGUAGUGGAGCAUCACUUUCCUGAUCGCGUACUACGCCAGUUCGGGUUGCAGCAGGUUACUCCCGGACCUUGUGAUACAUCUGUGGAUUUGCACAAGAUUGAUAGACGGGGGAAGCACACUGAAGAUUGGGGGAUGCGCCAUAUUCAGUAUAUCACUAUGUGGGAUGAGAGAGCGGCGUAUAUAGUGGACGAGAUCCCAUCAUUAGUCCCCACAGCUUCUGUAAACUACAUGAGAUGGUAUUACACCAUCACACGGGUGUUUAUCUCUCCCAGUUUUUGGUUUGCCCACUGAUCAUUAUCAGCCUAGCUCAGUCGCUCUUCAUAUGACGACACGGGCUUUGCGUAGCAUCCAUGACAGAGCGACUGCUAUACUUGAUGAGGCGGUAGAUGUACAGGGAUACCAUGACGCUUGUUCAGGCAUUGUUUCACUGUGCGCUGAUGUAUUGGGUCAAGUGGAUUAUGGAUAUAUGGCCACCUCUCAGCAUUCCACCGCAUCUACAUCCGCAGCAGGGUCUUCUCAGGCAGUCCGACGUGAUAGAGUUGUUCUUCAGCCUCGUAACCAACGCAGGCGUCCCCGAGCACAGCCACAUGAACUUCAUGAUGAUGAUGAUGAUCACGUUGACUUAUGAUCUUUGUAUUUAAAUUAUUGUGUGAAAGUUGUAGCAUGCACUGGCAGAUCGAAUCAUUUUGUGAAACACCAGAUUUAUUAUAACUUUUAUGGUUUAUACUCAAUUUUGU
Cuscuta epithymum is the source of this 2680-nucleotide messenger RNA. The record is from the annotation of a GenBank genome assembly. NCBI's taxonomy places the organism in Eukaryota, Viridiplantae, Streptophyta, Magnoliopsida, Solanales, Convolvulaceae.